Molecule: messenger RNA, 2448 nt
Organism: Aureobasidium musti
Lineage: Eukaryota; Fungi; Ascomycota; Dothideomycetes; Dothideales; Saccotheciaceae
Source: the annotation of a GenBank genome assembly
CCAGGAGGAGGCGCGCGUAGUGGUCCCCCUCCUCCACCUCCUCCUGGACCACCAUCCAGACUCACUGGUGCGAACGCUGUGCCAACCAGCAGCUUCAACUUUGGACCUCCACCAACAACCAGCCCCAGUACCAACAUAUUCGCAGCGUGGGCCAGUUCUGGCGCUUCCAAUGCGUCGGUCGCUACCGGAACAAAGACUGCACCAACUCAACCCAAGACCGCUGCUACACAAACCGUCACGGUUCUCGUCGGUAUCUUCAAGCAGCCCUUCAUCUUGCACAAAGGACUCCUUUGCUUCUAUUCGGACUUCUUCCGCGCCGCUCUCGAGGGAUCUUUCAAGGAAGCCAACGAAGGCAAGGUCGAGCUCCCUGACGUGCAAGUCGAAAUCUUCGAGGCUUUCCAGGUCUGGCUCUACUCGCGCUCCUUGCGCAACAUUGAGGACGAUCAAAGUUUACCUGGUGGUUCGAAGCUUCCUUCAUUUGGCGACCUAGCCCGUCUCUGGGUCUUUGGCGACAAGUACCAGAUCCCGCUUCUCCAAAACUGUGCUAUUGACGCCCUGAUGGACAAGCACAAAGAGGAGCGUAGAUUCUCUACUGAUGUUGUGGCAAUCGCUUACAGCGAGACCAUGGUUAACUCUCCCCUUCGCAGACUCGCGAUAGAGAUUCAAGUCCACAAGAUGGUUCAUAAAGUGGCAGAAAAUUCCAUCUUUAGGGACUCCAAUCUGGCCUAUUGGACCAAGGAGGCCCUUGUUGACUUUGCUCGCGGCGUCAGUGAUGCCUGGGAGCGCAACUUGCCCAAGUUCGUUCUGCCAUCCAGAGAGAAGUGUCACUAUCACGUUCACGCUACUGGCGACAACUGCUUCCGUGGUAUCGUGACCGUUGAAGUUGGCCCUCAGAAACAAGCCUUCUCAAUACACAAAGACCUCCUCUGCUUUUACUCCGACUACUUCCGUGGCGCCUUCGACGGUUCCUUCAAAGAAGCAGUUGAUGGCAAGAUAUGGCUAGAGAAAGAAGAUCCUGCCAUCUUCGACAUCUUCAACGCAUUUUUGUACAACCGCAAACUCCAGAAUGCAAAGGGUCUUGUUGGACCUAGUCUGAGCUUCAGGACUCUUAUCGACUUAUGGAUCUUUGGGGAUCAGUUUGUUGUCCCCUUACUCCAGAACCUUGCUGUAGACAGCUUGAAACAGAAGUCCGAUGCAGAAAUGAUCAUACCAUGGAGAACGGAGAUGCGUCAUGUCUACGACAACACUCUACAUGGCGCUCCACUACGUAGGAUCAUGAUAGACAUGACAGCCUAUGAAACUCGCCCGGGUACCAAGUCGCGUGAAGAUUAUUUGGAAGCAUGGCCUGUGGAAGCUCUGGUCGAUCUUGCUUUCACGUUGUCACUCAAAACUGCGGGAGAGGUUAAGCACUUGGAAUUGCCGGAGUACAAGAAAGCCAAGUGCUACUACCACAUCCACAGCGAAGGAGAGCAAUGCUACCGCGAGAUGCCAUCAUACCUCGUGUGGGAGAGUCCGCCUACGAUCACUCUCGCCGCACAGCUUUUCGCUUUCGUCGUCGAUAUAUUACUCCGCACCACCUCGUCUCGAUUCACAAUAGUAUCACAAGCAAGUCGCUCUUGCGCCACUGAGAUACCUGCAACACUACCAUCAUGCCGUCUCUGGUCGAAUCCAUUGCGAGCUCAGUCAACGCUACCACAACACAAUCUACCUCAACUCCUAUCGCAACUACUAAAGCCGUAUCCAUUCCAUCAAAGGUUCCUCCACGGUACGUUCUCAUCCUGUCAUCUGCUUCCUGACCCGCAUCACUCAUUGUUACACAGAAGCUGCUUCCAGAGCAUUGUCACGGUUGAAAUCGGCACUGGAGAGACAGCUAAAGUUUUCCACAUUCACAAGGAUCUUCUUAUCUUCUACUCCGAUUACUUUCGUGGUGCUUUCAAUGGCUCUUUCAUCGAGGCUACUACUGGCAAGAUCUCCCUUGCAGAUGAACGUGUUGAUGUGUUCGACGUUGUCCAUCAGUUUAUCUAUACGCGUCAGCUCUCGGAUGAAGCAGACGCUAGUAUCGACUGGAAGCUUCUCGUCAGAGUCUGGAUCUUCGGCGAUAAACACCUAAUGCCAUGCUUGCAGAACGUAGCCGUGGACAUGCUUAUGCGAACACACGAGGAACUCAACGGCAUACCCUGCAGGCUGCUGAAGAUGAUCUACAAGAACACCGUCUCUAACUCGCCUCUACGCAAGCUUAUGGUGGAUCUAACAGCUUACAAAGUUCUGAACAUGGACGAAUUCAUGCGAGAGAACGAUGAGGAAAGGUUCUGGCCGUAUGAAGCUCUCACCGAUCUGGUUAAAACAAUGGGAGCUAAGACAAAGGAGGACAUCGGUGUGCGCAGGCUGCCAGAAGCAAAAAGACACAAGUGCUACUACCAUAUCCACGCAGAAGGCGAGAUGUGCUUG